ACUUGCGAUACUUGGCCAACUGCAGCUCGCAGGUGUUCAGCUCCAGAUCCACAGACGUGUGCGCGGGCAGAGCAUAUAGCUGCCUACAAAUGCCCAACAGCAACAGCAAGCGCCAAGUGGGCAGCAUCCUCGUUGAUGCAGUUGAUAAAUUUCGAUUUUGUGGCGAUGGCGAUUGUCCUGAUUGGGUUUUAGCUGAAAUCAUAUCCACCCUCUCGAACUUGAGCGUCGACAACUUGGAGCAACUGGCCCAGAUAGUGGCCAAGCGCAUCAGCGGCGAACAGUUUGAAGAAGCUAUUGUAAGGUCUCUCACUUCGUGUGUUACAAAUGAUGGUAAAACAGCCGUUGCCUGCGUUCACUAUAUGCUCACGAACGCGGCACGGUAUAGCUGCUCCGAGACAAUCUUUGGAGAAGAAAUUCAACAGCUUGGCUUGCCCAAGGAUCAUGCGGCGGCCAUGUGCCGAGUCCUGCAAGCGCAUGCCACGGUCAUAAGACAAAAACUUAUAGAUAAGGCAUUUAGAAUUAAUGAGCUGCAAAGCAUACGAAAUGUUACCUCGCCUGGGGAAACGCCCCCAAACUGUGCCACCUUGGAACUUAAAAUCUCGCAAGAAUUAGUCGAUGGACUACCUAAAGAUACCACGCAUAUAGUUAAUAUUGAAUGUGCCCAGCUGGGAGCACUGCUCGAUGAAAUGAAAUUGGCCCGUGAUAUUAUGCUCAAAUAUGAGAAUAAAGAGAAUACAUAG
Molecule: messenger RNA, 740 nt
Organism: Drosophila novamexicana
Lineage: Eukaryota; Metazoa; Arthropoda; Insecta; Diptera; Drosophilidae
Product: COMM domain-containing protein 4
Exons: 4
Coding region: 90-740 (216 amino acids)
Source: RefSeq, a predicted model, not a curated record